Molecule: messenger RNA, 530 nt
Organism: Propithecus coquereli (Coquerel's sifaka)
Lineage: Eukaryota; Metazoa; Chordata; Mammalia; Primates; Indriidae
Gene: PLA2G10
Product: phospholipase A2, group X
Exons: 4
Coding region: 22-492 (156 amino acids)
Biological process (GO): lipid catabolic process; arachidonate secretion; phospholipid metabolic process
Molecular function (GO): phospholipid binding; calcium ion binding
Source: RefSeq, a predicted model, not a curated record
CUACCUCUGUGCCCGCCAAUCAUGCUGCUGCUGCUGCUGCUGCUGCUGCUGCGGCUUCUGCUGCUGGGACCUGGACCCGGACCCGGCGCCGCCUCCAGGAGGUCACAUGUGCACCGGCGUGGGAUCCUGGAACUGGCGGCGACUGUGAAUUGUGUUGGCACCCGAACCCCCAUCGCUUACAUGAACUAUGGCUGCCAUUGUGGCCUGGGUGGCCAUGGCCAGCCCCGGGAUGCCAUUGAUUGGUGCUGCCGUCGUCACGACUGCUGUUACAAUCGUGCUGAAGAGGCUGGCUGCAGUCCCAAGAUAGAGCGCUACUCCUGGCAGUGCGUCAAUGACAGCAUCCUGUGCGGACCAGCAGAGAACAAAUGCCAAGAACUCUUGUGCAAGUGUGACCAGGAGAUUGCUUACUGUUUAGCCGGGACUGAGUACAACUUAAGACUUCUCUUCUACCCCCAGUUCCUAUGUGAGAAGGACUCGCCCAAGUGUGACUGACCAGCUCCACUGCACAUUCUUUCAAACAGGAAAUAAAG